Messenger RNA from Portunus trituberculatus (swimming crab), 2015 nucleotides. RefSeq names its product putative leucine-rich repeat-containing protein DDB_G0290503. Gene Ontology annotation, biological process: double-strand break repair via homologous recombination; signal transduction. Gene Ontology annotation, cellular component: Smc5-Smc6 complex. Gene Ontology annotation, molecular function: ATP binding; protein binding; ATP hydrolysis activity. The record is from RefSeq and is a predicted model, not a curated record. The coding region runs from base 2 to 1825 and encodes 607 amino acids. Lineage: Eukaryota; Metazoa; Arthropoda; Malacostraca; Decapoda; Portunidae. The transcript is spliced from 2 exons.
AAUGGAACCAGCUGGAGGGAAAGUUGAACCAGCUGGAGAGGAAGUUGAACCAGCUGGAGGUAAAAUGGAACCAGCUGGAGAGAAAGUUGAACCAGCUGGAGGGAAAAUGGAACCAGCUGGAGGGAAAGUUGAACCAGCUGGAGAGGAAGUUGAACCAGCUGGAGAGGAAGUUGAACCAGCUGGAGAGAAUGUUGAACCAGCUGGAGAGGAAGUUGAACCAGCUGGAGAGAAUGUUGAACCAGCUGGAGGGAAAAUGGAACCAGCUGGAGAGAAAGUUGAACCAGCUGGAGGGAAAAUGGAACCAGCUGGAGAGAAAGUUGAACCAGCUGGAGAGAAAAUGGAACCAGCUGGAGGGAAAAUGGAACCAGCUGGAGAGAAAGUUGAACCAGCUGGAGAGAAAAUGGAACCAGCUGAAGAGAACAUUGAACCAGCUGGAGGGAAAGUUGAACCAGCUGGAGGGAAAGUUGAACCAGCUGCAGGGAAAAUGGAACCAGCUGGAGGGAAAAUGGAACCAGCUGGAGGGAACGUUGAACCAGCUGGAGGGAAAAUUGAACCAGCUGAAGAGAACAUUGAACCAGCUGGAGAGAAUGUUGGACCAGCUGGAGAGGAAGUUGAACCAGCUGGAGGGAAAGUUGAACCAGCUGGAGAGAAAAUGGAACCAGCUGGAGGGAAAGUUGAACCAGCUGGAGAGAAAAUGGAACCAGCUGGAGGGAAAGUUGAACCAGCUGGAGGGAAAAUGGAACCAGCUGGAGGGAAAAUGGAACCAGCUGGAGGGAAAGUUGAACCAGCUGGAGGGAAAGUUGAACCAGCUGGAGAGAAAAUGGAACCAGCUGGAGAGAAAGUUGAACCAGAUGGAGGGAAAGUUGAACCAGCUGGAGAGAAAAUGGAACCAGCUGGAGGGAAAGUUGAACCAGCUGGAGAGAAAAUGGAACCAGCUGGAGGGAAAGUUGAACCAGCUGGAGAGAAAAUGGAACCAGCUGGAGAGAUGGUUGGACCAGCUGGAGAGGACGAACCAGCUGGAGGGAAAAUGGAACCAACUGGUAACCAAUUUGAACCUUCUGGGCACCAAGUUGAACCAGCUGCAGAUCUAGUUGAACCAGCUGGAGAGAAUGUUGAACCAGCUGGAGACCAAGUUGAACCAGCUGGAGGGAAAAUGGAGCCAGCUGGGGAGAAUGUUGAACCAGCCGGAGACCAAGUUGAACCAGCUGGAGAGAAUGUUGAACCAUCUGGAGGGAAAGUUACACCAGCUGGAGAGAAAAUGGAACCAGCUGGAGAGAUGGUUGGACCAGCUGGAGAGGACGAACCAGCUGGAGGGAAAAUGGAACCAACUGGAGGGAAAAUUGAACCAGCUGGAGGGAAAAUGGAACCAGCUGGUAACCAAUUUGAACCUUCUGGACACCAAGUUGAACCAGCUGCAGAUCUAGUUGAACCAGCUGGAGAGAAUGUCAAAACAGAUGGAGACCAGGUUGAACCAGCUGGUGAGAAAAUGGAACCAGCUGGAAAUAAAGUUGAACCAGCUGGAGAAGAAAUUGAACCAGCUGGAGAACAAGUUGAACCAGAUGGUGACCAAGUUGAACCAGCUGGAGAGAAAAUGGAACCAGCUACAGAGAAAAUGGAACCAGCUGUAGAGAAUGAAGAGAAAAUGGAACCAGCUGUAGAGAAUGAAGAGAAAAUGGAACCAGCUGUAGAGAAUGAAGAGGAAAUGGAACCAGCUGUAGAGAAUGAAGAGAAAAUGGAACCAGCUGGGGAGACUGGAGAGGAAAUGGAACCAGCUGGGGAGACUGUAGAGGAAAUGGAACCGGAGGAAGAAGGGAAAAAAGAAUGAAGAGGAAGAACCAGAAGAAAAGACGCCAUGAUGGAACCAGGAAUGGGAAGGUCACAGGCACUCCUCUCCGUGGCUGAUCUUUUCAAGUUGGAUGAGUGGGACCUUUGCGUUUUUCAGGAGAACUUGGCACUCUGCGAUCUGUGAGAGAGAGAGAGAGAGAGAGAGAGAGAGAGAGAGAGAGAGAGAGAGA